AUCGACUGACGCAAAUGCUUGUAAUGCUUGUUCGUUCAUGGCAACUUGGCAAAGAUAAAGCUCUCUAUUCCCUUCCUACUCUCCUACUGUAAGAUUCUGUGCAGAAUCUUAAUGAUUAUUCGCUUUGCUUGAAAAGGCUCAAAAGUGCUCCACUUAUCAUUUUUUUGUGUACAUAUUUCGAUUCAAGAACCAAGUAUCUCUUUCACCAUGGCCUCCUCAGCCCAGGAUCCUGGUAAGAUCAGCACUGAGUCUGGCGAGACUCACGUCGAGAAUGGCACGGCCCAGCGAAAGUCUGAUGCCGGCCUCGAGAAGCUGGACCCGGACAGGCUUCGAGCAAAUAUAAACGCGAAGAUAGCUAAUCCACUUGCUGGCUUCUCUAAUGCUGAACUGGAGGCCAAAGGAGAGGAGUAUGUCAGGACAAACGAGAUGGGAGACGAGGAAGAUAUCCGGGCCUUCAGACUCGGAGCAAUCCUGGCUAAAGAUCCCAACCGCCAUGCAGAGGUUCCAGGGCUCACUGACGAGGAGAGAACAAUUCUGGAGGCCGAGAUUACUCGCAAGUGGAACCAACCAACCAAAUUGUUCCUGGUGAUUGUUCUCUGUAGCAUAUGCGCUGCUGUGCAAGGAAUGGACGAGACCGUGGUUAAUGGCGCUCAAAUUUUUUAUAGCAAGCGGUUUGGUAUUGGCGACAAGACAAGCUCAAGGCAGACAUGGCUCAUCGGUCUGACAAAUUCCGCGCCGUAUCUGUGCUGCGCAGUCAUCGGGUGCUGGAUGACUAUUCCCUUGAAUAAUUUCUUCGGCCGUCGUGGUACUGUUUUUAUUACCUGUGUAAUCAGUGCUAUUGCUUGUCUUUGGCAAGCCUUUACCAACACAUGGUGGCAUAUGUUCAUCGCCAGAUUUGCUCUCGGCUUCGGAAUUGGACCGAAGAGUGCGACGGUUCCAAUGUAUGCUGCAGAGUGUUCUCCACCACAAAUUCGGGGUGCUCUGGUGAUGCAAUGGCAAAUGUGGACCGCUUUCGGAAUCAUGGUUGGUUAUGCUGCCGAUUUGGCCUUUUAUAAGGUCCAGGAUGUUCCGGGAAUCACCGGUCUAAACUGGAGAUUGAUGAUGGGCUCAGCGUGCUUUCCAGCAAUCAUCGUCGUUUGCUUCGUCUUCAUGUGUCCCGAAUCACCCCGCUGGUAUAUGAGUAAAGCACGCCACGCGAAAGCUUACAAGUCCAUGUGUAAGCUCCGGUACAACAAAGUCCAAGCCGCCCGAGACAUCUUUUACAUGCACACUCUCCUCGAGGCUGAGAAAGAGAGCAUGAAGCUGGGGCAAAGCAAAGUGAAAGAGAUGUUCACCGUUCCACGUAAUCGAAGAGCUAUGCAAGCUUCUGAAAUCGUCAUGUUUAUGCAACAGUUCUGUGGCGUGAAUGUUAUCGCUUACUACUCGUCUCAAAUAUUCCUCGAUGCGGAUCUCUCUGAAAUGAGUGCUCUUGGAGCCUCUAUGGGCUGGGGUGUUAUCAAUUUCCUUUUCGCUAUACCCGCUGUCUAUACCAUUGAUACCUUUGGACGAAGAAAUCUACUGCUCACGACUUUCCCGUUGAUGAGUCUCUGCUUGUUCUUCGCUGGGUUUAGUUUUUGGAUUCCAGCAGAUUCAACUGCCAGGGUUGCGUGUGUCGCUCUUGGACUGUACCUUUUUGGAAUGGUCUACUCUCCUGGAGAAGGCCCUGUUCCAUUUACGUACUCUGCUGAAGCAUAUCCUCUCUAUAUCCGAGCUCAAGGAAUGUCCCUCGCCACAGCCACGACAUGGUUCUUCAACUUCAUUCUGGCAGUCACGUGGCCAUCGUUGUUGAAGGCUUUCAAGCCCCAGGGAGCUUUCGCUUGGUACGCUGUCUGGAACUUAAUUGGUUUUACUGGAGUUUUGUUUUUCGUUCCUGAGACUAAAGGCAAAACUCUCGAAGAAUUGGAUCAAGUCUUCUCGGUUAGGUCUCGCGACCAUGCUGCGUACGGAGGCAGGCAGUUCAUUUACUUCUUCAGAAAGUAUCUAUUCAGACAGAACGUCGAGAAAGAAAAUCUCUAUGAGCCCGAAUCUGUCGAGCACCAUCCUACUAGCUUCAACGAAGAGAAGCAAUCCGAUCCUACCAAGAGAGUUUGAUUGAAAUGUUCGAAAAGAUGGUUGUUUGAUGGUCAAGCAGGCUUGCGCUACCGAUAUUUUAUUUGGAUUCGUUACUUUUCGAUACUGCAACAGUUUUUGUAUUAUUAGGAAUGACUGCUUUGGUAUUUUGUUAGUGGGAAAUUAUAAUAAUGUCAAUGACUUCCAUGUUUCUGUUGCGCUAUCCGUAUUUGUUAG
Cadophora gregata is the source of this 2325-nucleotide messenger RNA. RefSeq lists its product as uncharacterized. NCBI's taxonomy places the organism in Eukaryota, Fungi, Ascomycota, Leotiomycetes, Helotiales, Ploettnerulaceae. The record is from RefSeq and is a predicted model, not a curated record. Gene Ontology annotation, cellular component: membrane. Gene Ontology annotation, molecular function: myo-inositol:proton symporter activity. Bases 208 to 2130 code for a protein of 640 amino acids. Gene Ontology annotation, biological process: transmembrane transport. The transcript is spliced from 6 exons.